AUGGCGAAAGGAAAAAAGGGAAUUGAAUACAGACAACGCCUAAAAGAAUUGAAAAACAAGUUGAAGCCGUACCGCAACAAACAGACUGUAAACCUACUCCGGGUGAUCACAGGAUCAUCCGGUGUACAAUUGGAUAAUUACUGGGAAAGCUUAGAAAGUGUGUUAACUGGGCAAUACAGUUCUCGUGUAGUCCAAGAGAGAAUUCAGAGUGUAGUCAAUAUGAUUACUGAGAAUCAAGAGAAAAACACCAAAGCAGCAUCCCACUCCAACUCAAUAGGACAUAAAACAUUGAUGAACGAAUUUGAACACUUUAAUUUCGAGUCCAAAGCAAACGAGUCUGACAAUGUGACACAUGUUGACAUUGACUCAAAAGCCAAUGUGCUUGGUGAUGUCAGAUAUGUUAGCGUUGACUCAAAAGCCAGCGUGCUUGGAAAUAUGACACAUGGUAACAUCAACUCUAAUUCUAAUGUGUGGCAAGAUACCAUUGACUCAAAAGCCAAUGUGCUUGGAAAUAUGACACAUGGUAACAUUAAUCCAAAUUCUAAUGUAUGGCAAGGUACCGUUGACACGAAGGCAAACAUGAUCAACAGAUUACAACACUUACAUAUAGGCAGUGGUUGUAGUUCAGAUUGUUACAGAAGAUUCUAG
Macrosiphum euphorbiae (potato aphid) is the source of this 648-nucleotide messenger RNA. The record is from the annotation of a GenBank genome assembly. NCBI's taxonomy places the organism in Eukaryota, Metazoa, Arthropoda, Insecta, Hemiptera, Aphididae.